Elaeis guineensis (African oil palm) is the source of this 2422-nucleotide messenger RNA. RefSeq names its product type I inositol polyphosphate 5-phosphatase 10. The record is from RefSeq and is a predicted model, not a curated record. NCBI's taxonomy places the organism in Eukaryota, Viridiplantae, Streptophyta, Magnoliopsida, Arecales, Arecaceae. Gene Ontology annotation, molecular function: phosphatidylinositol-3,4,5-trisphosphate 5-phosphatase activity; inositol-polyphosphate 5-phosphatase activity; phosphatidylinositol-4,5-bisphosphate 5-phosphatase activity. Gene Ontology annotation, biological process: phosphatidylinositol dephosphorylation.
CAUGGCCACGUUGGUGCAUGCCAUCAAUCACCAAGCACAUGGUGAAUGGAACCCACGCUAAGGCAUCUCGGUGAUUGGUGGCAUGCACUGAUAUGAUAAUGCAUUCGAUAAUUUUUCUCAAAGAUUGGUUGCCAGUUAUCUCCAAAUAAAAUAAGAUGAAGUGCAACUAUUAAAAUACCGGUUUCAUUUAUCAACUACCAGACCAUGGCAGGCUCGCCCAUCGAUAUCCAUAUUCGGGAUUAUAGAAUAUAGGAAGCCAUUGGAGUUUGGGGAGGGGAAGGGGAACAGGAACAAACGGGAGACGACAGCACGUACGGCGUUUCCCACGCUAUAUUCCUCGAAGACCCAUGGUUUGACUACGUCUUUCGGCAAACCACAGCCAGCCACGUGUCCUUUCCCGCGUCGCCAGAGAGUCGGCGGCCGUCCCUAGGCGGAGGUCGCCAUCUUUAAUGCCCCGGGGCGAGACCAUUCGGGACCUCUGCUCUGUUGUUUGGAUCAUUCUGUAGUCGUUUCCGGAGUCCAAGCGACCCUUUUUUGUUGUUCUACUGUUCAACCCUGAGUGGCUGGAGGCCGAAGCAAGUGAUCUGAGACGGUUUGGAUUGGUGGGGUUUUGGUUUGGCGCAAUUGGAGUGGGAUUUAAAGAGGAUUUGGUGGUCGUUUCUGGGGAUCACUGCCACCUUUUAUCCGUGUUUGAAUCUGCUUCCAGCGGUGUCAUUGUAGCUUACAUUUGAUUCCUUGGUGAGGUUAUCUAAGUCGGUCAUUUUGGGAUUAGCAGGAAGAGAAAUAGCUUUCUUCAGUUACUGGUUUGGGUGAAUCGAUUGAGAGGGAGAUUAUAGAUUCUGAAUCAGUAUCAGCAAGAAGAAGCACAGUUGUUGCACAAAUGAGCUUUAGAAAUGACAAAGGGAAAAAGGUGUUUCCAUCUUUUUUCCCAAAAAUUUGUGGGAUGAGAGAGAUGAAAGCAUCAAAGAGAAAUGAGCUCUCACUCGACUCCUCUGCAGUUGAUUUUGGAGCAUGCCGAUCUUUCUCCAAAAGUGCGUCUCCUGCUCUCAGGAAAAGCUUUUCUGAAACAGAUACUAAUUCAAGGCUAGCAAGCUUAAGUUUCAACGAAUUCUCUUCCUCCUUACAAGACAUUGUAAAUACCCAGGCCUUCAGGGUAUUUGUUGCCACAUGGAAUGUUGGAGGAAAACCACCUCAUAGUGGGCUAAACCUUAAUGAUUUUAUUCCUGCUGAUGAUCAUUCAGAUAUGUAUGUACUUGGUUUCCAGGAAAUAGUCCCUCUGAAUGCUGGAAAUGUGCUUGUUAUAGAAGAUAAUGAACCAGCAGGGAAAUGGUUAGCUCUAAUCAGCCAAGCACUGAACAGACCAACAGAGGCUGAUGCUGAUACUUGCACACAAACCCCAUCUCCAUACACCAACCCUUCUUCUCAAGAUUCUAGUUUGAAUUCUUCUGUUUCUAGAGAUCUAAGCAAUACCGGUGGUUCAUUAUCCUUCCAAAAGCAAUCGAUAAAAUCUGUCCGCAAAACUUUCACGACACAGCAGGGAAGACAGCAAAAGACCUGCAAAUGUGCAUCGGAGGUGACAGGAAAGUACUACCGAGAUUCUUGUUUCAGAUGCCCCACAGCUUAUAUUAGUGAUGAUGACUCCUCAGAUGAGGAAGAGGAGGUAUCACGCACUUUUGCAGUCGCAGACAUAGCUGCUGCAGUCUCUACUACAGAUAAGCAACUACAGUAUAUCCUCAUAGCUAGCAAGCAGAUGGUAGGGAUCUUUGUCACUGUUUGGGUGAGAAGAGAACUAGUCCAACAUAUAGGCCAUCUGAGACUCUCUUGUGUUGGGCGUGGAAUCAUGGGCUAUCUUGGUAACAAGGGAUGUAUAUCAGUGAGCAUGUCUUUGCAUCGGACAAGCUUUUGUUUUGUUUGCAGUCACUUGACUUCAGGGGAGAAAGAAGGGGAUGAGCUCAGGAGAAACUCCGAUGUUAUAGAAAUAUUAAAGAACACACAUUUCCGAAAGAUAUGCAGAAGUAGUAGUCGAAGAAUUCCUCAGAGAAUUCUUGAACAUGACCGGGUCAUAUGGUUAGGGGAUUUGAAUUACAGAAUUGCCUUGAGCUACUCUGAGACCAGGAAGCUUCUUGAAGAUAACAAUUGGGAUGCUCUUCUUGAGAAGGAUCAGCUGAAAAUUGAAAGAGAAGCCGGACGAGUGUUCAAGGGGUGGAAUGAAGGGAAAAUCUAUUUUGCUCCAACAUACAAAUACUCCAAUAAUUCAGAUGCUUAUGCUGGGGAGACUGUAACAUCAAAGAAGAAAAGAAGAACACCGGCAUGGUGUGAUCGCAUACUAUGGCAUGGUGAUGGGAUUGUGCAGUUGUCUUACAUCCGUGGCGAGUCGAGAUUUUCUGAUCAUCGCCCAGUGUGUGCAGUUUUCAGAGUGGAG